CAAGUUUCACUCCGGCGUGUGCUGCUUCUGCGUUGUCUCCGCUUUGUGUUGUCAGGCAGAAAGAAAAGACUCGACACACGCAGCCAUCGAGCCAGUCAGGGUGGCGUGGGUCCUGAUUCACGGGCACCUCGUCAGCGCCCAGAAAUAAACAAUAGCCAGCCAUUUUAUAUAUUCACGCCGGACGAAUUCUGCAAAAAAAAAGAAAACAUUUAACCCAUUUUUGUUGUUGUUGUUUUUUGCUACAAUGUCGGUGAGUGUGGAGUCUGGUUUCUCGAGCGAGGAGGUCUUAAACAGCCGCUUCCCCCUCCAUCGGGCUUGCAGGGAUGGAGACGUCGGUGCCUUGUGCGCCCUCCUCCAGUGCGCCUCAAGCCCGGCUGACCUCACGGUGGAGGACACCUUCUACGGCUGGACGCCGAUACACUGGGCCGCUCAUUUCGGAAAGCUGGAGUGUGUCAUGCGUCUGGUUCAAGUGGGAUGCGGCGUGAACGUGGUGACCUCCAGGUUUGCACAGACGCCCACUCACAUUGCUGCGUUCGGAGGCCACCCUGAGUGUUUGUUAUGGCUGCUUCAAGCUGGUGCAGACAUUAACAGACAGGACUAUGUGGGCGAGACGCCCAUCCACAAGGCUGCUCGUGCGGGCAGUCUGGAGUGUAUCAACGCUCUCUUGAUUCAGGGAGCGAAAGCUGACAUGAGGAAUGCCAGUGGGCUGACGGCGGCUGACCUGGCCCACGCGCAGGGGUUCCAGGAGUGCGCUGAAAUUCUCUCCAAUGCCCAGAACUUCCAACAAAACAUGGCUCAGUCCCAUAACGGGGUUUUUCUGAAUGGCAUGAGCCGGAAUGGGGGCCUCGCUCACCCCACCAUCCAGGGACGCAGCUUCUUGAAUGGCGUACCCAACAGAAAGAGGUCUUUUGAUGGCAUGGAAGUAAAUCCAGGAAAGAAGGCUAGAACUAACGGUCUGAGCAUGCCGCCUGAAUUGCUGAAUGGGAACGCGCCACUAGGUGGUGGUGGAGGAGAGGCCCAGAUGGAGAGCAUGAGCAUGGAGCUGGCAGCUACUGUAACCACAGUGGCAGGUGAGAGACACUGUGGGGAUUUUUCCUCACACGACCCAGCAGCAGAAAUCCUUCUUGGCCAGCACGUCUACAGUGACUCGCCUGAGAUCAAUAACACUGCAGGCAGCCAGGUGGAGCACCAGAAGUCUGUGAAAGCAGAGCAGUUCUAUGACCAUACCCUCUACAGCACCAUGCUUCUUUACCAUGGGUCCUAAACUACAGAUAUGGCUGACAGACCGUCCUUUUUUUUUUUUGCCCGACUCUCAUGCAAGCCUAAAUAAGCAUUCAUUCGCCUUAAAGCCACUCGGUGGCCAAGCUGUUCAUUGAAAUUAUUUGUCGUUCUACACAGCAGACCCAUUGUUGUGGAUGGAGCUGAAGUUAGCAACUGAAAAAGCUGAAGAAGUGGAUUUUUGUGUGUGUCCUUAUAGAGAAAGUCUUUGUUUAGCUCCUCAUUAAAGUUUUAAUAUGCUGCCAGUACACUAAAGUAAGCAUUUGUGUUGAACCACUGCCAGUACUUACAUUCUGUUUCUGCCACAACUUGAUGUUAAUAAAACAAAUAUAAAGACAUUAAAAAAAAAAGUUUUGCAAAAUUUAAA
Messenger RNA from Mugil cephalus (flathead mullet), 1645 nucleotides. It is a transcript of the gene ankrd10b, whose product is annotated as ankyrin repeat domain 10b. The transcript has 6 exons. Bases 245 to 1264 code for a protein of 339 amino acids. Gene Ontology annotation, molecular function: protein binding. The record is from RefSeq and is a predicted model, not a curated record. Lineage: Eukaryota; Metazoa; Chordata; Actinopteri; Mugiliformes; Mugilidae.